Protopolystoma xenopodis is the source of this 966-nucleotide messenger RNA. NCBI's taxonomy places the organism in Eukaryota, Metazoa, Platyhelminthes, Monogenea, Polystomatidea, Polystomatidae. The record is from the annotation of a GenBank genome assembly.
UUUCCAUCUCUUGCAAUUAACAUUGGUGAUAUGGAUCCAAAAAAACCCACUAGUUCCCUUUUGGGGAAGAGAAAAAGAGAAUCAGAGACAGCAGCUUUGAAUGCCAUUGAAAAAGCCCCUGGCACUUCAUCUAAUUCUAGCUCAGUUGGAGCUCCAGUUGCAGCUCCAGUUGGAGCAAACUCUGGCAUUGUACCUGGACAAUCAGCCAGUACAAACUUGGCCAGCAGUUCCACUACAGGUCCAAUUACCACCUCUUCUGCUGAAGACCAGACUAGCAGUAAUAAAUCUCAAAGAAUUGAUAAAGAUAAUAAGACCAGUUCCACAGUCCCUUAUAUCAUAUCAUGGUCCCCAGUAUCACAACAAAAAGCCACAGCGCAAAAGGUGAAAAGAAAAUAUAAAAAGAUAAAAAGACGCACUCGGCACAAGCAAAGCAUUGCUAGGACCCAGGAGCAAGGGGCUCAAAGUACCAGCUCCACAGUGAGAAAAAGAACUGCUUCUUCUUCCAGUGACGAUGAGCCAACAAAUAAGAAAAAACAUAGAGGCAUAGAGAAAAAGGCUAUAAAGAAGCGUAGAAAGAGAAGCAAAAAAACUAAAAAACCUACAAGGCAUAGGAAAAUCUCACAGCCCAGUACAUCUACUCAGCAACAGUCUGAUUUAGAAGCGUUACUGGAUGCGUUUGCCAAAGCUUUUGUAAUAUCUACAAGUGCAGCAAAUACUAGUGUUGUCACUAGUCAAACAUCUGCCCCACCAACAAUGACUGUAGCCAAAGAUACUAACGCUAUACCAAGUACUAGCAGUGCAGCAAACACUAGUGUUGUCACUAGUCAAACAUCUGCCCCACCAACAAUAAUUGUAGCCAAAGAUACUAACGCUAUACCAAGUACUAGCUCUUUGGUGAUGAAGAAAGGUGGAUUUGAACAGCACAAUGCAAAUAACACUGGGAACGUUGUGGAAUCUUCAAAAUAA